Messenger RNA from Zygotorulaspora mrakii, 666 nucleotides. It is a transcript of the gene MRPL16, whose product is annotated as mitochondrial 54S ribosomal protein uL16m. The transcript has a single exon. NCBI's taxonomy places the organism in Eukaryota, Fungi, Ascomycota, Saccharomycetes, Saccharomycetales, Saccharomycetaceae. The record is from RefSeq and is a predicted model, not a curated record. Bases 1 to 666 code for a protein of 221 amino acids. Gene Ontology annotation, biological process: mitochondrial translation. Gene Ontology annotation, cellular component: mitochondrial large ribosomal subunit; ribosome. Gene Ontology annotation, molecular function: structural constituent of ribosome; rRNA binding.
AUGAUUGCUCUACUGAGUCUAAAAGAUGGCCUCUUGGCCAGCAGAGCGAGUGGGAUACCACGCACUCUGGUGCGUUUCAAACACGAGUAUGCUCCCCGGUUUAAAGAAGUACAGAAAAAACAAAAAGGAAGAGUCCCCGUGAGAACAGGUGGGUCGAUCAAAGGUUCUACUUUGCAGUUUGGCACGUAUGGGAUGCGUCUCAAGACAGAAGGCACAAGGUUGACUGCCCAGCAGUUAAAGGAAGCGGAUAACGCAAUCAUGAGAUACGUGAGACCACUGGCAAACGGCAAAUUGUGGAGAAGACUCUGCACCAACAUUGCGGUUUGUAUAAAAGGUAACGAAACAAGAAUGGGUAAAGGUAAGGGUGCGUUUGAUCAUUGGAUGGUGCGUGUACCUACUGGGAAAGUAAUAUUUGAAAUGAGGGGCGAUAAUCUGCAUGAGAAAGUUGCACGUGAGGCUUUCAGAAAGGCUGGGUCAAAGCUUCCCGGUGUCUACGAAUUCAUAUCAUCAGACUCUCUGAUCCGAGUUGGUCUCCACGGGUUCAAAGACCCCAAAGAUGAUCCAAAGAUAAAUUACUUGGAAAAGCUUGUCAACAAACCGACAAAAGAAUUCUUGAAUAUUCAAAAAUCUAAAGAUCCGCAAUAUAGGUUAUUCAAGGGUCGUUGA